Messenger RNA from Rhinopithecus roxellana (golden snub-nosed monkey), 4268 nucleotides. RefSeq names its product HERV-H LTR-associating 2 (gene HHLA2). NCBI's taxonomy places the organism in Eukaryota, Metazoa, Chordata, Mammalia, Primates, Cercopithecidae. The coding region runs from base 1860 to 3113 and encodes 417 amino acids. The record is from RefSeq and is a predicted model, not a curated record. The transcript has 16 exons.
AGAGACUCUAAUGACCUCAUUUAAAUUUGAUUACCUUGGUAAACACACUAUCUCCAAAUAAGGUCACAUUCUGAAAUGCUCGGGGUUGGGACUCCAGUAAUAUCUUUUUGGGGGGAGACACACUUCAGUCCAUAACAUACUACAAGAGAAGGGAGCUGCUUAUCAUUGUCCGUUACCUGGAAUCAGUUCAGACGACCAUCAUCUUCCUACAUGCAAAGGAGAAAACAGUUCACCUGGUCAUUUUUGCUAUGGCAGGAGGAAAUGUCAAUACCAAACCAUUGGAGAAGGUAGCUGAGUCAUUCAGUUGUGGCAGCAACCACCUUUCUUCCCUGCACCCCCUGGCUAGGCUGCUCCAUGUUGGGAGGCAGGGUGUUCAGUACAGCCACCGUGAGCUGAGUGAGGGCUUCAGCUGCAGGCUGGAGUGACCCAGGGAGGAACUGCCGCCUAUCAAACGGAAACACCUGCCACAGAAGGUUCACUGAAGCCUGAGAAAAUAAAGGUCAAGGGCUCUGGGCUGUGCCGCCACCAGUCUCCAACACUAUUCUGGGGCAGAAUACACCUAUUGGCUCACAAUGCUGUGAAAGAAAACAAGAAAGUCAUGAUGGUGAGCACAGCCCUACAGAGGCAUGAGCAGAAAUAUCCUGCGUUCACUCCUCUACUACUCACGUCCACUUUCUAAUAAAAAGAAUUUGAUAAAUGUAAUGAGCAUGUCUGUAUAUUUGCUGGGGCCUCAGCUGGUGGACAAGCUAAUGUGUGCCAACAUACCCAGAGUUCUUAUGAUCUAAAAGUGUUAUCCUCCUGGAUUGCGGCUCCCUGCUCAGAAAGAGGACAUUUUUUAAAACUACAAGAUACAACUGAGAGCUUGGAAGCUAUCCAUGCAUAAGUUUUAAAACUCAGCAGCUUCAUGGUUUCCCUCUUCUGUUGGCCUGGCCAGUGGACACAGUGGUCACGCUCCUGGCAUGGAGAUGUCAUUCACGGAUACAAUUGGAAACAUUGGUUAUAUUACUAAAGUUUGGACUGAAAUGUCACAUUUUAAAAUGUACAUGAAAUGCCUGGUUUCAAGAGUUCCCAGCUUUACAGUGAGUGAAUGAAAACUGUCACUUCCUAGCAGGCCCAAGAACCUUAAGACGGGUUUCCCACUUCACCACCCAAGCCAUCAGGACACAGCAGAGGUCUCUAGACAACCAUAUUGCUAUCGACUAUCACCUCACUGCACAGGGUGGUGUUUGUGCUGCUGCUAACACUUGCUGCUGUACCUGGGUAAAUAUUUCCAGUCCGGUUUAAUUGGGAACAUCUAAGGCCUACAGCGAGCCAAAUCUCCGAAAGGGACACCUUCAGGGAGCCUCCUAGCUGAACCUGGAGUCUCACUAGAAAGCAGAGAAUCCCUGGGAUAACAAGCAAGACAGAUGCAUAGUACAGCUGGAAUGAAGUGCUGGUAAAGGCACCUGUGUAGAGCCUGUUGCCUCAACAAUGUCCAGGACAAAAAGCAACAAUGGACCAGGAAGGCAUGACAUGCACAAAUGAUGACAGGCACCACACUUAGCAUCUUGGAAAAUGAAUAUUCACUUGAAGACAUCGUGGAAGCACUUUGCAGAGGAGAACCAAAAAUGGUCUUGAAAUGGUAACAGAUCUCAAAGCCUAACAGCUGAACUGAGAGCCCUGGGGCUUUCAACCCAGUUUCCAGUGGGCAGCAGAAGGCUCACUAUGGAUGACUCUGAGUAGAGAAGAAGGAAGUCAAGGAAGAGAUGGGGAAGAGGAGGGGAAGAGUUCCCCAAAUGUACCUUGCCCUCUCCCCUGAGUGUCCGUGUGUAGCAGGAGGUUAACGUUGAUGUGCAUGACUAAUAUGUCCUGCAUGAGACAUGAAGGCACAGACGUCUUUCUUCCUCAUUCUCAUAUCAUCUCUGAGUGGAUCUCAAGGCAUAUUCCAUUCGGAUUUCUUCACUUAUGUUCCUAUGAAUGAACAAAUCAUCAUUGGAAGACUUGAUGAAGAUAUAAUUCUCCCUUCUUCAUUUGAGAGGGGAUCCGAAGUUGUAAUACACUGGAAGUAUCAAGAUAGCUACAAUAGCUACAAUGUUCACAGUUACUACAAAGGCAGUGGCCAUUUGGAAAGCCAAGAUACCAGAUAUGCAAACAGGACAUCCCUUUUCUAUAAUGAGAUUCAAAAUGGGAAUGCGUCUCUAUUUUUCAGAAGAUUAAGCCUUCUGGACGAAGGAAUUUACACCUGCUAUGUAGGAACAGCAAUUCAAGCGAUUACAAACAAAGUGGUGCUAAAGGUGGGAGUUUUUCUCACACCCAUGAUGAAGUAUGAAAAGAGGAACACAAACAGCUUCUUAAUAUGCAGCGUGUUAAGUGUUUAUCCUCGUCCAAUUAUCACGUGGAAAAUGGACAACACACUUAUCUCUGAAAACAAUAUGGAAGAAACAGGGUCUUUGGGUCCUUUUUCGAUUAACAGCACACUGAAUAUUACAGGAUCAAAUUCAUCUUAUGAAUGUACAAUUGAAAAUUCACUGCUGAAGCAAACAUGGACAGGGCGCUGGACAAUGAAAGAUGGCCUUCAUAAAAUGCAAACUGAACAUGUUUCACUCUCAUGUCAACUUGUAAAUGAUUAUUUUUCUCCAAACCAAGACUUCAAAGUUACUUGGUCCAGAAUGGAAAGUGGGAUUUCCUCUAUCCUGGCUUACUAUCUGAGCUCCUCACAAAAUACAACUUUCUAUGAAUCCCGAUUCUCAUGGAACAAAGAGCUGAAAAACCAGAGUGACUUCUCUAUGAAUUUGAUGGAUCUUAGUCUUUCAGACAGUGGGGAAUAUUUGUGCAAUAUUUCUUCGGAUGAAUAUACUUUACUCACCAUACACACGGUGCAUGUAGAACCAAGCCAAGAAACAGCUUCCGAUAACAAAGGCUUAUGGAUUUUGGUGGCCAGUCUGAUUUUGGUGGCCGGUGUGAUUUUGGUGCUCUGUCUGAUUUUGCUGAUUCGGAAAGUAAAAUGUUGCACAGAAAGACGUCGUGUCUCUACUGAGAGCACUCAUGAUGAUAAUGCCUCUGAUAAUGACGAAGAAAAGACGCGUCUUUCAGGAAGAGUACAGGAAAUGAGAGAAGACCUUGACAACCUAUGACAAGCAUCGUUAAUAUCCAUUGACUUCAUAUCCCCUUUCUGCACUGCAAUUCUAGGCAAUGGCCUGUCAGACCGGACAGUUCUACCACUGCAAAGACUUGUAACCAUUUUCUAGUAUCACAUUUACUUUUCAAGACAUAAGGAUCAUUCACUGACCCACCACCUGCAUUGAGUAUACAUGCCCGGAUGUUAAGGAUUCCAAUUUAACUUCGAAAAGAACUGUUUCAUUCCUUUACAUUCCCGUUCCAGUCAGCCCAGGAGGUUACAGUGAGCUCUCCGCUAAGAAUCAGGAAGAAAUGCAUCACUAGGGGUUGAUUCCCAAUCUGAUCAACUGAUAAUGGGUGAGAGAGCAGAUAAGAGCAGAAAUCACCUUAGUGGAAAGGUUAAAAACCAGAGCCUGGAAACCAAGAUGAUUGAUUUGACAAGGUAUUUUUGUCUAGUUUUAUAUGAAUGGUUAUAUCAUGGUAACCAGCUCAAUUUGGAAUGAAUCUUAGGGAGGCCAAAGAGUAAGACUGUCAGUAUCUUUAAGAUUGCUAGGAAAAAGGGCCCUAUCAACAUAAGAAUCUCUGAAGUUAGGUUACACCUGACCACACGAGGCUUGCAUAGUUGAUUGACUAGCCAUGAAGAUAAUUUGAACUCUUCUGGCUCAAUUGGCAUAUUACUAGUCAGUCUUCUAAUAAAUUUAGAUGUUCAUAUAAAUUUUUAAGCAAGAAGAGAAAGGAGAGCUCAGCUAAUCUAAUCUGUUUCCCUUAAUUUUAGUCAUCAACUUACAUAAAAGAAACAGUCUACUCUUAAUGCUUGUGAACUUGUCACUAUAACCAGGCUUUUGCGAUCAAGGUUUUGACUCUAUAAGAGAAAGCAAAUUCUGAAUUGUGGUGUAACUGCCACCUGGUCCAAUUUUAUCAUAUGACCUCAUUUCACAAUCCUAUACCUUGUAUGUGGUUAACUCUGUUUUUGCUACAAUGUUGUGAUGGGUUAUCACAAAUAGCAAAGUAUUAAGAAUUCCAGUCAGAAUGAUGAUUAUUAAAAAGUCAAGAAACAACAGAUGCUGGUGAGGCUGUGGAGAAAUAGGAAUGCCUUUAAACUGUUGGUGGUAGUAUAAAUGAGUUCAACCAUUGCGGAAGACUGUGUGGCAAUUUCUCAAGGAUCUAGAACC